AUGGCCACCAUUACUAUCACAAAUGCAGAGCCUGGUGGUGCAAGACCUACUCAGUUUGUACCUGGCAUCUUGACUCAUCCCUUCGCCACGAUUCGAUGCCUCGAUGAAAGCAGAGAAUUGUGCUGUGGUGCAGAUAAAAUUGCAGUUCGUGAUUACACGAAUGGUGGUGGCGGUGAUAUUGAAAUGGCUGCUGAGAGAUUAUGGAGAGUAGGAGAUGCACCAUCACUGACGACUUCACAUGGAUUUCAUUUCAUUCAUGGCUCGCGCCAAUACCCUCCCACCUUGUACGUAGUUCUUUUCAUCCUGCUGGCCUUUGGUUUGAGCUAUCUUCCAAUCAAGGCGAUUGUUGGUACGAAAUGUUGUGUACGAAAUGAUACGUCGUGA
Molecule: messenger RNA, 384 nt
Organism: Echinococcus granulosus
Lineage: Eukaryota; Metazoa; Platyhelminthes; Cestoda; Cyclophyllidea; Taeniidae
Exons: 1
Coding region: 1-384 (127 amino acids)
Source: RefSeq, a predicted model, not a curated record